Drosophila elegans is the source of this 724-nucleotide messenger RNA. It is a transcript of the gene a5, whose product is annotated as putative odorant-binding protein A5. The coding region runs from base 1 to 633 and encodes 210 amino acids. The transcript has 2 exons. The record is from RefSeq and is a predicted model, not a curated record. NCBI's taxonomy places the organism in Eukaryota, Metazoa, Arthropoda, Insecta, Diptera, Drosophilidae.
AUGAAAUUGCUUCGGUUACUUUUGCUGUUUGUGGGCUUUAUUUGCCUAAGUCGCAGUCAGGACGAAAAUGAGAAUAUCAGAAGGAUAAUGAAGGAAAUGGAGGUGAUUCCUGAAAUUUUAGAUGAACCUCCUGGCGAAUUACUCAGGAUUAAAUAUGAAAAUACCUUUGACAUUGAGGAGGGCAAUUUUUAUGCCCCAAAAGAACUUAAGUUCCAGCCCAGACUCGAUUGGAAUGCAAAUACUGAGACCUUUUACUCUGUGGUUAUGAUUUGUCCCGAUGCUCCGAAUCGUGAGAAUCCCAUGUACCGAUCUUGGCUUCAUUGGCUGGUGGUUAAUGUUCCCGGCUUGGAUGUAAUGAAGGGUCAACCCAUAUCCGAUUACUUUGGUCCUCUGCCGCCAAAAGAUAGUGGCGUUCAGCGGUAUCUUGUUCUGGUCUAUCAGCAAUCGGAUAAACUAGAUUUUGAUGAGAAGAAAAUAGAGCUAAGUAAUGCCGAUGGUCAUAGCAAUUUCGAUGUGAUGAAAUUCGCUCAGAAAUACGAACUGGGAACUCCAGUGGCUGGGAAUAUAUUCCUAUCCAGGUGGGAUGACUAUGUUCCGGAAUUGAUGAAGACACUCUAUGGCAUAAAUGAGUAAAGUUGGUAUUCAGGUUCCUUGGUUGGGUUUCCAAGUUUUUGUUUCCUUUUUAUUGUUAAUAAAGUUAUGUAAUUAGUUAUGAGCAUUCCAA